GACGUUACUUUUGUGUAUAAAACAUCGUCUAAAGUUGAGUAAAUUACUACAUCAUUUUAUUUAAAAGUAAAAGUAUAUAAAUAAUCUUUUUUAAUAACCUUUGUAUAUUUUUACAAUUAAAUCAAUUAUUAUUUUUAUUUUAAAAAAGUAUCGAAUAUUACAUAAUGUUUCAGCUCAGAUAAAUUUAUUAUAAUUAAUUUUAUUAAAAAUUGAAUUAUUUCAUUUGAUAUAAUAUUAAAUAUUACAUAUAAUCGAAAUUGAAUUAACAUGGCAGAAGGAAAAUUACCAAAGCCCCAGCUUCGUGACCUUCAUCUUUCAAGAGUUAGAAGGACUUUGGGAAUAGCGGCAUUACUUUGUACUUUUACUGGCAUGAGUUGGAAGAUUUUAGUUACUGAUAGAUAUGAACGAAAAGCUGAAGAAUUUUAUAAAACUUAUGAUCCAAUGAAAUCAUUACAAAUAAUGAAUGAAGCUGGACUUAUGGAAUCUUAUAAUUAAAUAAUUAUUUUAUAGAUAAAUAUUAUAUAUACCAAUAAAAUAAUAGUGGUAUUAUAAAAAUUUUAUUUAAAGUUAUAUGUAUUCAUAAUAAAGAAAUGUUAUAAAAAGAAA
Apis cerana (Asiatic honeybee) is the source of this 606-nucleotide messenger RNA. It is a transcript of the gene cype, whose product is annotated as cytochrome c oxidase subunit cyclope. The record is from RefSeq and is a predicted model, not a curated record. NCBI's taxonomy places the organism in Eukaryota, Metazoa, Arthropoda, Insecta, Hymenoptera, Apidae.